Messenger RNA from Puntigrus tetrazona (Sumatra barb), 6827 nucleotides. RefSeq names its product Ca2+-dependent activator protein for secretion a (gene cadpsa). Gene Ontology annotation, biological process: dense core granule exocytosis; positive regulation of exocytosis; synaptic vesicle exocytosis. Lineage: Eukaryota; Metazoa; Chordata; Actinopteri; Cypriniformes; Cyprinidae. Gene Ontology annotation, cellular component: glutamatergic synapse. The record is from RefSeq and is a predicted model, not a curated record. The transcript is spliced from 34 exons. The coding region runs from base 1689 to 5747 and encodes 1352 amino acids.
UGCUUUCGUUUUCUUGUAAAGCACAAUUUGAACUGUGGACGUGGAACCUAUCAGGCAUUUAUUUUGCUUUCCCUAUUGUAAAAUAAAAACUUAAUCCAAUAUAAUUGGUGUCAUCUCGGCGGAUUUUAGAUUUAGUUUUAGACGAUGACAGUACUUUGCACGACCAUUACACACCAGCGAACUUUUAAGCUAUUUUAAUGUAAUCUUUAUUAAUCACUGAUAGUAGGGUAAGUACUGAUCGUCUGCCUCAGGCUAUGUGUACAAUAAUAUCGUUUCAUAUCACAAAAUCUUUCAAGCCAACCCUGCCUUUACAGGAAACCUAGUGAUAAACGUAGUGAUUAACAUUCAUUUGAGUCAUUCAGAGAGUUUGUUGACAUUCAGUACACCCAAAAUCCUACAUAAAAAUAAAAUAUAAAAAUUCAUCCAAUGUUCAGGCAUGAUUUUCAUUUUUAGGCCAAGGUUCAGAAAGUAAAAAAAAGUGUGUAAUAAUUAACAUUACUUGAACUACAAUCUGCAGUCAUGUGUUUAACGUGCAUUUUUAAGCUGCUUAAUUUUUGUAUUUUAAAAUGACUAGCUUACUAAAUAAUCAAGCAUGCAAACAUGCCACACAUCCUUGUUAUAAUCGUAGUCUUUGUUUAGCAUCUUGUUUAGAUCUGCAAUACAUGGUGAUGUGUAUGUUGCUAACCACUUACUUAUGCUAACUUUUUUUUUUUACGCCUAAAUCCAAAACCACUGUUCUAAAAAAAGACCUAGAAAAUGGCCCACAGCAGUUCUCAUAGCUUAAAAGACAUUCUAGUUUUAAAAAAGCAACUCAAAUUGAAGACUCGUAAGCAAGCUUAUGACCUGUGUUUGUUGCAUUUGCAGCUAGUUUUAAUUCAAUGAGCCUGUCUUGGCUGCUUAAGAGUGCAUGCACGGUAUCAUAGUGGUUGAAAGUUUAAAAAGUGCAAGUGCAAGGGACGGUCACUGCCUACCUAAUCAAACAAACAAAUAAUAAUAUCAAAAUAUCUAGUACAGAAAUCAAUUUCAAACGGUGUCGAUAGCCUUGAGGCAGUUCCCCUGUUUCCUGUUAUCAUGCUGUCUGUCAUAUGGCAUGUUUCUGCUCGCAUCGAGCCGGUUUUAGUGUAGGCCAGAUCCGACCCAUGUGGUACAAACCAGUUUUAGUGUGAGGUGUUUUCAUUACCAGUGAUGUGAAACGUUGAAUAACUGAACAACAGCCAAAAUAAAAAUAAAACUGACAGCAGCAAAGCAGCUGGAUCGACAGAAAAGCGAGCGAAAAAGACGAAAUCGGUUGUCUGAUGGUUCUGGAAGUGCCGUAGCUGUUAAGCGAGGCGGAUAUCGCACGCGAGAGAAAAAGCGAUAGUGGCUGUCGCGGAAACCACGUCAAUGACCCCUUCCCCCUCCGGCUUCAGUUCAGAACCACGGUCAGCUCUCCGCUCGCGCUGCUCUCAUUGUCAGUAUAUUGUCAGUACCGUUCGGUACUACAUUGAUAGACCGCCGGAGGAGACCAGAAAAAAAAAACAGCAGUCGCGAAUCGCUUUUACGACCCUCCCCGUGUCAUCUUCCAGUAAAACCCGUUAUGGUAAACGAAGAAAACACGUAAGCGGCAACAAUUUAAUUCGGUGGAAGACUACUGGCUGUCGGAGCGGCUUUUUCACUCGUGCUGAGGGGAAGCAAGAACUUGCGGCGAAAUGUUGGACCCGUCGUCCAGCGAGGAGGAGGCGGAUGAGGUCGUGGAAGAAGAGCGCAAAGUGGUGGCGGCGCCCAAGGCUGGCGGCGGCGGCGCUGGCGGUCCUCGGGUGUCUUCGAGCAGGACCAGCGAAAGCUCUGGCGGGUUGCAGCCGAGCCGAAGCGCCAAUGCCCGACCGACGAGCCCGAGCCCCUCGGUGGCGAUCGAAAAGGAAAAGGAUGAUUUGGAAAAGAUGCAAAGGGAGGAAGAAGAGAGAAAGAAGAGGCUUCAGCUUUACGUCUUUGUGAUGCGCUGUAUCGCCUAUCCGUUUAACGCGAAACAGCCGACCGACAUGGCGAGGCGACAGCAAAAGAUCAGCAAGCAGCACCUUCAGACGGUUAAAGAUCGUUUCCAGGCCUUUCUGAACGGAGAUACUCAGAUUGUGGCCGAUGAAGCCUUUAUCAACGCUGUCCAAAGUUACUACGAGGUGUUCCUCAAAAGUGAUCGUGUGUCCCGUAUGGUACAAAGCGGCGGUUGUUCAGCCAAUGACUCUCGUGAGGUCUUCAAGAAGCACAUCGAGAAGCGCGUCCGCAGCCUGCCUGAGAUCGACGGCCUGAGCAAGGAGACUGUCCUCAGCUCGUGGAUAGCCAAGUUUGACACCAUCUACAGGGGAGAAGAAGACCCACGCAAACACCAGCAGCGCAUGACAGCCAGUGCUGCCUCCGAGCUCAUUCUCAGCAAGGAUCAACUGUAUGAGAUGUUCCAACAGAUUCUUGGCAUUAAGAAAUUUGAGCACCAGCUGCUGUAUAAUGCUUGUCAGUUGGAUAAUCCUGAUGAACAGGCUGCCCAGAUCAGAAGAGAGCUGGAUGGACGGCUCCAAAUGGCUGAUCAAUUCACCAAAGCUGGCAGGUUCCCCAAGUUUGUGUCCAGGGACAUGGAGGCCAUGUACAUUGAGGAGCUGAAGUCAUCAGUGAACCUGCUGAUGGCCAAUUUGGAGAGUAUGCCGGUGUCUAAAGGAGGAGAGUUUAAACUGCAAAAGCUCAAGAGAGGCCAUAACACUUCCAUCAUUGACAUGGGCCAAGAGGACGAGAAUCAGCUCUCCAAGUCUGACGUAGUUUUGUCUUUCACUCUGGAGGUGGUGAUUAUGGAGGUACAGGGUCUAAAGUCUUUAGCGCCAAACCGGAUUGUUUACUGCACCAUGGAGGUGGAAGGUGGACAAAAACUUCAGACCGACCAAGCGGAGGCCUCCAAACCAACAUGGGGUACUCAAGGAGACUUCACGACCACUCAUCCACUUCCAGCAGUAAAGGUGAAACUCUUCACUGAGAGCACAGGAGUGCUGGCACUGGAGGACAAAGAGCUGGGACGGGUUGUAUUGCAUCCAACACCCAAUAGUCCCAAACAAUGUGAGCUCCAUAAAAUGACUGUUGCCAAAGGUUGCCCGGAUGACCUGAAGAUCAAAUUGGCUGUCCGUAUGGACAAACCACAGAACAUGAAGCACUGUGGAUACCUGUGGGCCAUUGGGAAAAACCUGUGGAAAAGAUGGAAGAAGAGAUUCUUCGUCUUGGUGCAGGUCAGCCAGUACACCUUUGCCAUGUGUAGCUACAGGGAGAAGAAAGCAGAACCUGUUGAACUUCUCCAGCUGGACGGAUACACUGUGGAUUACACCGACCCUCAGCCAGGUCUGGAUGGUGGUCGGACGUUCUUCAAUGCUGUGAAGGAGGGAGACACUGUGAUCUUCGCCAGCGAUGAUGAGCAAGAUCGAAUCCUGUGGGUUCAAGCGAUGUAUCGUGCCACGGGCCAGUCCCACAAACCCGUCCCCCCGACCCAGGUGCAGAAACUUAACGCCAAAGGAGGGACAGCACCACAGCUUGAUGCUCCCAUCUCUCAGUUCUCCGGACUGAAGGAUGCAGACCGAGCACAGAAACAUGGAAUGGACGAGUUCAUCUCCGCUAACCCCUGCAAUUUUGACCACUCUUCGCUGUUUGAGAUGGUUCAGCGCUUGACACUGGACCACAGGCUCAACGAUUCAUACUCCUGCUUGGGUUGGUUCAGUCCAGGUCAGGUGUUUGUAUUAGAUGAGUACUGCGCCAGGUACGGAGUGCGAGGGUGUCACAGGCACCUGUGUUACCUGAAUGACCUGCUGGAGAGGGCAGAGAAAGGCUCCAUGAUCGACCCCACACUACUGCACUACAGCUACGCCUUCUGCGCCUCUCACGUGCACGGCAACAGGCCUGAUGGAAUCGGUACUGUCACAGUAGAAGAGAAGGAACGGUUCGAGGAGAUCAAAGAACGACUGCGUGUUCUGCUGGAAAACCAGAUCACACACUUCAGGUAUUGCUUUCCAUUUGGACGCCCAGAAGGAGCCUUAAAAGCCACACUGUCACUGCUUGAGAGGGUUUUAAUGAAGGACAUUGUGACACCCGUACCUCAGGACGAGGUGAAGGCAGUGAUCCGUAAAUGUUUGGAGCAGGCAGCUUUAGUGAACUACCAGCGUCUCUCAGAAUAUGCCAAGGUGGAAGGGAAAAAGAGAGAAAUGUAUGAGCAUCCUGUCUUCUGUUUGGCGUCACAAGUGAUGGAUUUAACCAUUCAAAAUGUAGGGCGCUUAGUCACACCUGCCAAAAAGCUUGAGGACACGCUCCGUCUGGCCGAGCUGGUCAUAGAGGUGCUCCAACAGAAUGAGGAACAUCAUGCAGAGGCUACGCGCCCAAGUACGGGAGGUCAGGCGGGUAAAGAGGCAUUUGCUUGGUGGUCAGAUCUGAUGGUUGAACAUGCAGAGACAUUUCUGUCUCUGUAUGCUGUGGACAUGGACGCAGCGUUGGAGGUCCAACCACCAGACAGCUGGGACAGCUUCCCUCUCUUUCAGCUGCUCAAUGACUUCCUGCGCAUUGACUAUAAUUUAUGUAAUGGGAAGUUUCAUAAACACCUGCAAGACCUGUUUGCCCCUCUGGUGGUGAGGUAUGUGGAUCUAAUGGAGUCCUCCAUAGCUCAGUCCAUACACAGAGGAUUUGAACGAGAGUCUUGGGAACCUGUCAAGAGUUUAACAAGUAAUCUGCCCAGUGUCAACCUACCAAAUGUGAAUCUACAAAUGCCUAAAGUACCAAAUCUACCAGUGUCAGUUAAUCUGCCACCAAUGCAAAUGCCUAGCUUUUCCACCCCCAACUGGAUGCCGGGUUUAUCUGAUACUGAUAAUGGAUCAGGGACAUCAGAAGACUUGUUUUGGAAGCUGGAUGCAUUGCAGACCUUCAUCAAAGACCUACACUGGCCAGAAGAAGAGUUUGCCAAGCACUUGGAAAGCCGACUUAAACUCAUGUCCAGUGACAUGAUCGAGUCCUGUGUAAAAAGAACCAGAGCAGCCUUUGAAGUGAAACUGCAGAAAAGUCCACGCACUACAGACUUCCGUGUCCCUCAGUCCAUAUGCACCAUGUUCAACGUCAUGGUGGAUGCCAAGGCCCAGUCGGCCAAACUAUGUGCCAUGGAGCUCAGCCAAGAGUUUGUUAGAGAAUGGAGACAGUACCACUCGCAAAUUGACAAUCUCAUUGAGGAAACGGUGAAAGAAAUGAUUACUUUACUCGUGGCAAAGUUUGUUGUGAUCCUAGAGAGUGUUUUGGCGAAGUUGUCACGUUAUGAUGAAGGCACACUUUUUUCCUCCUUCCUGUCAUUUACAGUAAAAGCUGCUUCAAAAUAUGUGGACGUACCUAAACCUGGGAUGGAUGUUGCCGACAGCUAUGUGACAUUCAUUCGCCACUCUCAGGAUGUCUUGAGGGACAAGGUCAAUGAGGAGAUGUAUAUAGAAAGGUUAUUUGAUCAAUGGUACACCAGCACAAUGAACCUCCUGGGCACCUGGCUGACAGACCGUAUGGACCUGCAGUUACAUGUAUAUCAGCUAAAAAUCCUCAUCAGAAUUGUAAAGAAAAAGUAUCGUGAUUUCCGACUACAAGGUGUGUUGGACUCUACUCUGAACAGCAAGAUGUAUGAGACGGUGAGAAACAGGCUGAUUCUAGAAGAGGCUACUGCAUCUGUAAGAGAGGGAGGGAUGCAAGGCAUAUCCAUGAAGGACAGCGAUGAGGAAGACGACUAGAUCCUGCUGGAGACAAUUAGGUGUGGACAAUUCGGUCAGACGCGUUUAUCGUGGCCUAAAAUGAUGCAUGUACAGCACCGUGCAUCACUCGUACAUGUCUGGAUGUCGUUAACGUCAUGUUCCAUGACAAAUAAGGGACCAACUUCAAAUACAAAUCAAACAAAAAAAAACACAAAUCUCUGUUCAGAUGACAAAAACAAAAAAGCGUAUAUUAGCCGAACGUAAAAUGAGAAUCGACACGGUUUGAUGUUUUUUCGGAGGGGGAGAAAAAAUUAGUGAAACGUCUGAAAUUCAUUCCUAAAUGUUUCUAAGCAAUAUGGAGUACCAUUUGUAGAAGAUGUUGUGUGAGAUGAUAAGGAAUAUUGCUCGUCGUGUCCCCGUUCAAUGCAAAUCCGUAUGGCGCUGCUUCAGUGUAUUGUAAAUACAUUAAUGGUACAUAACUGUGCAUAGACUUCGUUUCUUUUGGAGUGUAGGCCAACUGACAUGAUUGUACUAACUUGUUCAGAUGUUUAUAUAUUCAGCUGAUUUCAACAACAUGUCAAAGAUCCACAAUGUGUUUUACACCCAAAAUGUUUUGAGACACCUUUUUUAACAAGUCAGUUGAGGUGAUAUGUUUGUAGCUGUAUUUUAGAGACGCAAUAUAUUCCCAUUGCUUAUUUGUGAUAUACUUAAACUGACGUCAAUACUUUUUUUAAUUAUGUUUUCAAGCCAUGCAUAAUUUAAAAAAAAUAAUAAUAAUAAUCGAAAAUAUAUUUAUUCUGUAUUUCGGGGGGCGGGACCGCGAGGAGGCGUUUUGUUUGUAUCCUUUUUGUUUCUUUGCAACAAAGCAUUUCCGAUCCUUCUAUUCGGAUAGCCUCGAAACGCUUGCAGGUUUUCAUCACUGCCACUGUUGUUUUGUGUACACAGCGCUUUAUAUUCCCCUCUGUGCGGUAGCUGCAUGUCCCAAUUGUCAGAAAUCUUAUCCGAAAGCUUUUGAUUUUGUGGAAAGUAACCGUUGGAUUCAUCUUGCGUCAGCCUUAUGUACACCCACAGUUGGAAUGCAAGAAUCUGGCCUUACAAAAAUAAAAGAAUUCAAACUCA